GGUAUUUUCAUGUGCAUUUUCUUGACAGUUGUGUGUGUAUUUCGCAUAAUUAGUAAUUAAAUUUAAUUAUGGCUUGCAAAACGUACUAAUUAAUCUCUUUAUGGCCCCUCUUUCUCCUCUGUUUCCAGUUCCAUGCUGUUAAUUAGUUACCGCUCCUAAUUUUCUACUUGACAAGUCAGGACCUCACUUAUAGGACAUGGCCGGAGAGGCAAGUCAUAAGAAAAAAGGAAAAAUAUCACGACAGGAGUCAAAUAGAUCAGGAAAAGAUUCAGAAAUAGACGUCGAUAGGCCUAUAGCAGGUGCCAGCACUCAAGACAAGACCAGGAGUGGAAUAAGAGUGUACAAAAUUGUGGUUUUAGGUGAUGGGGGUGUAGGAAAAUCAGCGGUAACCUUGCAAUUUGUUAGCCACAGUUUUUUGGACUAUCAUGAUCCAACAAUCGAGGACUCUUAUCAACAACAAGCUGUUAUUGAUGGAGAACCUGCAUUAUUGGAUAUUUUGGAUACAGCGGGACAGGUGGAGUUCACUGCCAUGAGGGACCAAUACAUGCGAUGCGGAGAGGGUUUUUUAAUCUGCUACAGUGUUACCGAUCGGCACAGCUUUCAGGAAGCUCUCGAAUAUAAGAAAUUAAUCCAAAAAGUAAGAGCUUCCGAAGAUACACCGUUGGUAUUGGUAGGUAACAAAUUUGACCUUCACAUGCAACGUAAAGUCAGUACAGAGGAAGGUAAGUCUUUGGCCAGACAGUUUGGAUGUCCCUUUUACGAAACAUCAGCUUGUUUAAGAACCUAUGUAGAUGAUGCUUUUCAUACCUUAGUUAGAGAGAUACGGAAAAAGGAAAGAGAAAAGCUAGGAUUGCCCAGCAAUGAACACAAGCCUCAUAGGCAUAGCAAAUGGUGGAGGCUUAGGAGUAUAUUCGCGUUAGUCUUCAAGAGGAGGAGACAUCAAAAUUAUAGCUCAUAGGUUUGUGGACAUUGUGGAAAAUUUCAAAUCUUUUUUAACAUCAUUAAUUGUUUGGAUAAAUAUGCUAAAUACGGUUGGAUGAUGCAUUGAAAUGAUUCGCGGACGUUUCGAACAAUGUAUAUAUGAUUUAAUUCAAGAUUUGCCAAAGUAUUUUGAAGAAUAUACAACAUAUUUGACUGUCUCAUAAGAAGACUAAUAUUUCACUACCACAAUAUUGUACUUUGUUGUAUUUAAAGGUAGCAGGACCUACCUAUAACAUACCAAUUGAAAAUCCUCACUUAUAAAAAUAAGUAAGUGUAAUUUUUUUCCUAGAAACACCAGAGUUAUCAAAAUUAGAAUCUGGAUGAUAUUUACAUUGCCUAUUACUUAGUUUGAG
Molecule: messenger RNA, 1334 nt
Organism: Diabrotica balteata
Lineage: Eukaryota; Metazoa; Arthropoda; Insecta; Coleoptera; Chrysomelidae
Source: the annotation of a GenBank genome assembly